Messenger RNA from Corythoichthys intestinalis (scribbled pipefish), 13571 nucleotides. It is a transcript of the gene rhbdl1, whose product is annotated as rhomboid, veinlet-like 1 (Drosophila). Bases 293 to 1411 code for a protein of 372 amino acids. The transcript has 11 exons. Gene Ontology annotation, cellular component: membrane. Gene Ontology annotation, molecular function: serine-type endopeptidase activity. The record is from RefSeq and is a predicted model, not a curated record. NCBI's taxonomy places the organism in Eukaryota, Metazoa, Chordata, Actinopteri, Syngnathiformes, Syngnathidae.
UGUUCUUAAUAUGCUCAAUAAAAGAACAAAUCACAUUGGAUUUAAGGUCUUACUCUUUCCAGAAGCUGACAUCUACAUCUUCAGAUUUUUUCCAUUCUUAGUCUACCAGCAAGGGAAGUUCCUCAAAAUGACCAGAAGAUGGCAGUGUACAACACUCCAUCAGUAGUAAGCCGCAGUGGAGCCCAUCCCCGCCUCGCCUGCCUGACCACUCCUCCCCAGUCUCCCAUUGGAAGAUGGAGGCCACCUCCUUCUCCUCACUCAUUGCGGCUCCUCUCACCACCCUGGCCAGUAUAUGGAUAGAAGCUCCUUUUUUCAGCUCAUACAAGAGCAGCUGGAUCCAGACAACACCGGUUUCAUCGCUGUGGAGAACUUCACCAGCCUGGUGGAGCACCAUGAGCUGCAGCUGGACCCGUCCAAACUGGACAUGCUGUUAGCGCUGGUCCAGAGCAAUGAGGAUGGACAAGUCUGCUAUCAGGAGCUCAUCGAGCUGAUGAGCAGCAAGCGCUCCAGCAGUUUCCGCCGAGCCAUCGCCAACGGCCGCCGCACGCUGCAGAGGGAGAUCCUCCUGGACGAGACGGGCCUGGGUCUCUACAAGCGCUUCGUGCGCUACGUGGCCUACGAGAUCCUGCCCUGCGAGACCGACCGCCGCUGGUACUUCCAUCAGAACCGCCUGUGCCCGCCUCCCGUCUUUAUCGCCGUCAUCACCAUCGUCCAGAUUAUCGUGUUCAUGUGCUACGGCAUCAUGCUCAACAAGUGGGUGCUUCAAACCUACCAGCCGGAUUUUAUGAAGAGCCCCCUAGUGUACCAUCCGGGCCACCGCGCUCAAGUGUGGCGCUUCUUCAGCUACAUGUUCAUGCACGUCGGCUUGGAGCAGCUGGGCUUCAAUGCGUUACUACAGCUGAUGAUCGGAGUCCCUUUGGAGAUGGUCCAUGGCGUCUUGCGGAUAAGUUUGCUUUAUAUGGCGGGAGUGCUAGCGGGUUCCCUGACGGUGUCCAUCACCGAUAUGCGCGCUCCGGUGGUGGGGGGCUCCGGCGGGGUCUACGCUCUCUGCUCAGCACAUCUGGCCAACGUUGUCAUGAAUUGGGCUGGGAUGAGGUGUCCUUAUAAGUUGCUGCGCAUGAUCCUGGCGCUGGUUUGCAUGAGCUCGGAGGUGGGGCGAGCCGUGUGGCUGCGCUUCUCCCCGCCUCUACCGUCGUCGGGGCCGCAGCCCAGCUUCAUGGCCCACCUGUCGGGCGCCGUGGUGGGCAUCAGCAUGGGUCUCCUCAUCCUCCGCAGCUACGAGGAGAGCCUUCAGAAGCAGUGUUCCUGGUGGGUGGUGGUCUUCUCCUUUAUCACCUUUCUCCUCUUCGCCAUCUUUUGGAACAUCUUCGCCUACGAGCUGCUGGGCGUGCAGAUCCCGCCCGCCCCCUGACAACGGUGGACUUCGGACAUUUUGCGACGUGAAGAAGUAAGUCUCUUUUAUUAAAGAGUGUAGCAGCGGAACGAGUUCCUCGCGACUGUUUGGAGGAGCUUUUCUAUCCUUUUAUUGGACUCAAAGCUGAUUGAUUUUGUGCCUCUGGUGAAACAAACAAGGUGAGACGCCACAAAAAAAAACUAAGAAGUUGCUUACAAACAUCUGUUAUUCAUCAGCGAGGGGUUCAUUGUCAUCAUGUACCAACACUGUGGAGAAAAAAUGAGAAUCGGAGAGAGGUGAACUCAUUGACUGCCAUUGAAGUGGACAGAUGAACCAGAGUUGCUUUAAAAAUGAACUGUUUACACAUUGACCACACUCAUAUUUUGGCAUUUCUGACAUUGAACCAGGAAAACAGAUCAACAACCUUUCUACUGACAGAUUUAAUUUUACAUUGGCUGGAGUUAAUCCGUCAUGGACUAUUUUUUUCUUUUAAAACUGUUACAGUGGGGUAUAUGUUAGCAUCUACAUGAAAAUACUCACACAACGAGUCCAAAAUUAUAUUAAAUAAUUCACAAAGAUUAAAUUGAAAUACUUUUUCCUCAAAUUUGAGAUUUAAAAUACUUUCAAAAGCUGUUUAUUUUGUCUGUUCAUUUUGGUAUAUUUGCUUAGUUCGUGUGCUAAUCAUGCUAGCAGAGGACACAAGUUCGCGAGCCUAGUUUCCAAUUUUCCCUCCUUUUAACAAAGCUAACGUCUUUCUCGAUGCUAUGACUGUUCAUAAAACUUCAAAUCCUGGCCGGUAUUACUGUUUUACAUGUGCAUUUAGCCAUAGAAGUGUGCCAAUAUAUUGAAAAGGUGAUAUAUUGCUAUAAUUUGUAGCACAAAAGGUUAUUGAUACGCCCAAAAUCUUCCAUUAGAAUACUGUCUACGAUAGCUCACUGACUGCCAUUGACAGUGGCACCACCAGGGGGUGGUCAGGGGUGGCCACGGCCACCCCUAUAAAUUGGUUGGCCACCCCGCUUGCCAGUAUAUCGUUAGAUUGUUGUAGCAUCAGUUAUGCAUUUCAUCCCAAAUGAAUGCAUUUAUUUUGUUUUGUUAAAUGUAGGGCUGUCAAAUUUAUCGCGUUAACGGGCGGUAAUUAAUUUUUUAAAAUUUAUCACGUGAAAAUAUUUUUCGCAAUUGACGCAUUCGCGGUACGACUCAUUCACGCAUUGCCGCAAACAGCCUACAAUGGCGCCGUUUUACUUAUAUACAGAGAUAAGAGGUGGUGUCAAGUGAGUGGAGUAGAUACAAGCAUUCAUUGGGGCCGUGCUUUUAAUUGGCAAAAGCUUUGUCAUCUCUCCCACAGCAACUAUAAAUAUUGUGGGAAGCGACGUGGGGAAGAAUGACAGGAGUUGAUCUUUUUCUUAAUACCCUGUAGUGUACCCAACGCAGAGAAGGUAUAGCAUUUGCAGCCACCACACACAGUCAUAGUUGCACCACUUCCCAUCAUGCAUUUGGGCAGAACGGUUACGUCGCUACAGUAUCAAUUACUGAAAGCUCAACAAAUACACUAGAUGGCAAUAUUUAGUCACAAUAUACAAACUCACAUUUAUCCUUCAAGAAUUACAAUUACAAUUCUAUCCGUGGAUCCCUUUCACAGAAAGAAUGUUAAUAAUGUUAAUGCCAUCUUGUGGAUUUAUCAUUAUAAUAAACAAAUACAGUACUUAUGUACAGUAUGUUGAAUGUAUAUACAGUAUCCGUCUUGUCUUAUCUUUCCAUUCCAACAAUAAUUUACAGAAAAAUAUGGCAUGUUUUAGAGAUGGUUUGAAUUGUGAUUAAUUAUGAUUUUUAAGCUGUGAUGAACUCGAUUAAAAAUUUUAAUCGUUUGACAGCCUUAGUUAAAUGUACACCUUAUGCCUAAUAUAUACAUAACACAAAACAAUUGCUGUGGAACUCAAAAUGUUGACUGGACAGUUAUGGACUAUACACAUUAAAUGAUUCGUAACAUCAAAUAUUGCACAAUACACCAAAGUAUAUCAGUAGCCGUGUCCUUAAGUCUUUCUGGUAGUUUUCCCCUGACCUUUUUACUGCAAUAAUAUAAUGAAAACCUGAAAUUAUGGCUUUUAGUUUUGGCCACCCCAAGAUUUUAAGAGGCCCCAUCUGGCCAACCCUAUGAAAAAUUUCUGGAGGCACCACUGGCCAUUGACGGCGCUAGACAUCCAAUUCAUUUUGACUGGACUGGACGUCUAGCGCCAUGAAUAACACUGAAAGCCGUGCAUUCACAGACAGUCUCUUGCGGGCAUUUCCAGGUCGCUUCCCGCUCAUUUUAGGGCAUUUACAGGUUACUUACCGUUCAUUUUGGGGACAUUCUUCAGUCACUUCCUUGUCCGUAACGCAAAAUCAACAGGAAGUGAACCGUAAAUACACCGAAAGGAAAAGGCAGUGACCGAAAAUCAACAGAAAAUAAUGUGAAAUGACUCGGCCAUAGAUGAAAAAACUAAAAUAGCUUGUAUUUAUUUUAUUAGUCGUUUUGUACAUCCGAGAAUGAUUUCCUGAUACUUGUUAAAUCGCCAUACCGUGAGAUCGUUAUCGUGAGCCUAGUAUCGCAAAUCGUAUCGUAUACCCUACCUAGAGGUUCCCACCCCUAUUUAACCACCAUUUAAAGCAUAUGGCCAUACAUUGAAAACAUAACUGCUAAAUGAUCCCAAUUAACAACAUUUACUUGGAUAAAAAUCUCCAACGCUCUUCUUCUGCUUUGGCGGCAUCAGUAAUAAGUGGCAAUCUUGCAAAGGGCAACAAGCACUUCUUCAUUUAAAGUGGGGUUUGUAACUGGCAGCCAUCUUGAGAAGGGCAACCAGCUGUUGGAAACUAAAUCUGGUAACACUUUAUUUGAACUCGGUGUCAUUAGACCAUCAUAAUUAUGACAUGACACUGUCAUGAAUAUUAAUAAUUGCUUACGACAGAUGUCAUUAAGUGUCCUAACCUAGGGUGACCAUAUUUUCCCCCCAAAAAAAAGGACACUCGGCCCGGCCUGGAGAUACUUGAAUUUUACUCGAAGUUCACUCAAAGAUGCCUAUAUUACUUUAAUACAGUAUAUUUAAAGCGUGUCUCCUCCGUCUGGAUAGAAAAAUUCAGUGUUAUUAAAAAAUAUAUAUAUAUUGCCAAAUAGUAUAUAUUAUAUACUAUGUUAGUGCUGCAACGAUUAAUCGAUUAGCGCGAGUAUUCAAUUAGGAAAAAAAUAAUCGAAUUAAUUUUGUUGCUUCGAAUAUUCGUUUAAUGGUUUAUUUUGAAAGUGUUUGCAUUUCAUUUUAUUAAUUACAUUCUUAUUAUUUUGGAUACACUGCCCUCUGGGCUGCCUCAUUUCACAUGGCUGAAUCCAACUGCUCCCUGUUAAGACCAACGUAAGCUACGUUUUUGUUUGAGCUAAUGUUUUUUUAAUGCAUUCGUAAAUUAGUUUAUAGAUAUUUUUAGCCGUUUUUUGUGGGAAUAUGUGUCUGAACCAUUUGUUAAAAGCAUUGAAAAAAAACGUUAGCAUUUUAUAGCAUUUAUGCUAGUGGACUUUUGCUAUGUAAGUUAGACAAUUGUACUUUUGUCGUACAUCGAUCCUAAUUUAUUUAUUUUUUCCUACCGUUUGAGGUAUUUUAAUUUUUCAUGUUCCUUAUCUGAUUACUCGAUUAUUUGAACUAACUAGUUCAUCGAUUAAUCGACUACUAAAAUAAUCAAUAGCUGCAGCCCUAUAUUAUAUGGACUUUUUUUUUCAGGUUACAGGUUACUCAGCAGGUUUUAUUCUUCCUAAAAAAUAAUCAAACAAUAAAAUGUAAAAAAAAAUAAUAAUAAUAAUAAAUCCCGGAUUAAAUAAUGUAUAAUGCAGACCCAUGUAAAUGUAGUCCAGUCAAUACACACACACAGUAGGUAGCCACGUCAACGUAGGCAGGCGCUGCCCACCAGCGGUUGGCGGCAUUCUCUUUAAAUUGGUCCCAUGACAAAUAAUGAAAACUUGAUAUUUUCAUGAAUUAAUAAAACCUGACCGGACGCUACGGAGAGGACGUGAAAAGUAGACGUGUCCAGGCAGGACGUUUGGUCACCCUACCUAACCUUAACACAGUUCCUAAACUCUAAUAAAAAUCCGCAAAAAAAUCUCAAUAUUGCAUCAAAAGUGACAUAAUUUAUUAAAUGACACUCAAUGACAUGACAACAACAGGUGUCAUGUCAUCAUUAUGACAGUCUUAUGACAGAGUUAAAAAAAAAAAAUGUAACAAUCAAUCUUAUAUGACGGAGCAUCAGUGCAUUAGUUCUUAGUACUUGCUGAUACUGGUUUCCUGCAUUUUAGUGCCGUAUCGGGACCCCUUCUGAUAUUAGUGUCUGUAUCCAUGCAAAACUAACUAUAACUUUGCCAAAUUAUCACUCUUGACAUUGAAACUAAUGAUGCCUUCACAUGCUCUGGGAAAGUUGAACCUUACCACUUGCUAAUUGGUAAUUACGAGUGCGUCCUGUUCAUGUGGUUUUGUUGUCCUAGCAAACAAACAUAGCAGACAUGGACUUCAUUUUGAUUUGUUGCAUAAGAAAAACUGUUUUAAUACAUAAGAGAAUACAUCAAAAUGCAAGCGUUUUUUUAUUUUUUAUUUGUAACAACAUUUUAUCAAUGACUUGGUUAAAAAAUAAGUUUUAUAAAUGUGUACACGUCAUUGUUACGCUAUACGAUUUGCGAUACAAAGCUCACGAUAACGAUGAUCUGACGAUAUGGCGAUACAACGAUUAUCGAUACAUUGGUCAGGAAAUCAUUCUAGGAUAUUCUACAAACAACGAAUAAACAGAAAAACAAGCUUCUGCUGUGAAUUGGAAUGAGUUUAUCAAUAGUAGACGUCCAAUCCAUUUGAAGUGGGAGGGUGGCAGCGAAUGAACAGUUCAUUCGCUGCCAUCCCUCCCACUUCAAAUGGAUUGAACGUCUAUGGCCGUCAGUGACAGCCAAUGCCAGGCAAUGAGGUAAUUUUGGGCCAUUUAAGGUCAUCUACCUGUUGAUUUUGGGGUAUUUUAUGGGUCACUUCCUGCUUAUUUUGAGUUUCAGAACAGGAAGUGACCUGGAAAUAAUGAAUAGGCAGUGACUCGAACUCAACAGGAAAUGACCUGCAAGUGACCUGUAAAUGCCCUGAAAAUCGGUCACAAUGACUGUGAAUGCUCUGGUUUUGAAUGAACGAACCUUCCCAGUCUAAAUGGAUUGGGCGUCGAGCACCGUCAAUGCAGCCUUAGAGUUAGUUGAGACACUAUUAUGGUGGAAGAUUUUGGUAGCAACUUGUUGGUUCCUUUUUUUUUUUUUUUUUUUAAACAUUGACACCUUUAUUAAAAUGAUAUCUCGAUUCUUGGCAGGAGCAUAUCGAUAACCUUUUGGGAUACAAAGUAUCACGAUAUAUCACCAUUUCGAUAUUUUGUCACACCCCUACUGUUGGCCACACACCUCCAUUUUGAACAGUAAAAGGUCCACCCAUCUCGAAAACUCGGCUAUCAUACGAAAAUCCCAGUUCUCCAGUAGAAAAUGACUUGAGACGGCAUUUAUGUGUAAUUUUUGAUUCGACAAGUUGUAUUUAACAUAAUUAUGAGAACAUAUGAAGGCAGCAUAGGGAAUCUAAUAAACAUUUGUAGGCUGUAACAGCGUUUCAUACAUUAAAAUUGGCUGGAAUUGACUGCAAAAGACGUCAAUGCCAAAAGAUGUCAAUGCAAUGACUUUUUUUGUCCUCAAUGGGAUUUGAACUAUUACCGUGUCCAUCGCUAACAUGUACCUCACUGUAAGAACCAUGGUCCAUGACUCUCUCAAUGGCAGUGAAAGAGUUAAUAUACGCCGUGUCAUUCUUUGAGGUAGAUCCACGCAGCCACUUCCUGUUUGGGCAGGAAGUGACACAUUCAGACUGAACUGAGGUUCGGUCAAUACCUCAGCCUUUUUCUUCUUAAAGCCUGUAUACUUUUGUAAAGGAAUGUAACUAUUAAAAAAAAGGGGUGGGGUCAAUUGUCGCUGUUUUUCCAUUUGAUUGUGGAUGUGUGUAAUUGUAUAUUCAUAAUUAAGAGUUUAUUUAUGGAUUUCAAAGGGUGCAUAAAGAAGGCUACGAUUGUUUCCCUCACUUGACUUUCUAUAAACUCGAGUGCUUUACAAAACAAGCCAUAGGAAGAACUCGCUAUAGAUGGUUUGGAUGGGGAAAAAUAGACGCAAAAUGUCGGCGUCACUGAUAUUAAAUCAUUUAUAAAAAUUAAUCAGCUUCCGUUUUGUUGAAUUGAUGUCAGUUUGAUUUUUUUUUUUACUUGAUUCACCGAAAGGAAUACAGAUUAUUAUGUUGGUUACCAGUGAAAAUCAGCACAAUCGGCUUUUUUUUUUUUUUUUUAAUCACAAUACGCAUAUAUUAUGGAAUAAAAAUACAAAAACAUUACAUUUUUUUCUUUAAAAGUCAAAACAUGAUAAUAAGCAAAAGGAAUAAAAAUAACAGUUGACAAAAAUGUGAAUUGCCAAUUCAAUAUUGGGAAAAAAAUGCAAAAUACCAAUUGAAAAAAUUAUGAAAAAAUACAAUAAUUAUACAAAAUGUAUAACAAAAUUCUGAAAUACCAGUGCAAAUACUGAAAAAUAAUUAUGAGGAAAAAAGUACUUGAACUAAUGAACAAAAAAAUACUACAAAAAUGAUAAAAAUAUAUCAAUAUAAAAUAUAAAUACAAUAAUUUUACGAAAUUCUGGGUUAAUGCAAAUACUACAAAAUAAUCCAAAUGAGGAAAAAAAGUGCUAGAACUCAUGAAAAAAAAAAAAAAAAAAACUACAAAAAUAAAAAAUACACAAUAAUUUUAAGAAAUUCGGGGUUAAGGCAAAUAAUAGAAAAUAAUUCAAAUGAAGACAAAAGUACUAGAAUUCAUGAACAAAAAAAUACAAAAUUAUGAAAAAACAUACAAUACUUUUACAAAAUUUAAAACAAAAUUCUGAAAUAAUUCAAAUUAUGAGGAAAAAUUACUCAAACUCAUGAACAAAAAAUGCAAAAAUUAUGAAAAACAUACAAUACUUUUACAAAAUUUAAAACUAAAUUCUAAAAUAAUUCAAAUGAGGGAAAAAGAACAAGAACUCAUGAACAAAACAAAAACAAAAUGAUGAAAAUAUACAAUAAAUUUAUAAAAUUGUAAUUGUGGUUUAAUGCAAAUACUAAAAAAAUAAUUAAAAUGAGGAAAAAAGUACUAGAACUCAUGAGCAAAAACAAAAAUACUACAAAAAUUAUGCAAAAACAUACUUUUUCAAAAUUUAAAACUAAAUUCUGAAAUAAUGCAAAUACUAGGAAAUAAUUCAAAUGAAGGAAGUACUAGAACUCAAGCACAAAAAAAUACAAAAAAUGACAAAAUACGAAAAUACUACAAAAAUUCCGAAAGAACAUGCAGUACUAUUACAAAAUUUAAAACUAAAUUCUGAAAUAUCAAUCCAAAUACUAGAAAAUAAUUAAAAUUAUGUGGGAAAAAUAAUAUAAAAAAUAAAACUGUAGAAAAAGUUCUGAUUCAGCAAUUCAAAUAUUGUAAACUACAAAUUAUAAAAGAAAAACAUUAAAAUGAUCAUUUUGGCUCACAACACAUUGCAAAGAAAUGAGCGGAAAGUCACUUAUAUUUCAAGGCGCCACUCUUGCUGCCUUUGACAACAAUAGCAGUCCAAUCUAGAAUUUUCUUUUAUUCUUGACAGUCUACGUACAUACUAGUAUGUUUUUGUUCAAUCAGAAUUCAGCCUCAAUCUGUUGCCAUGUAAUCCAACGAGUUACAAAUCCGCGAAUCAAUGACUUUAAACUUAACUCAUUCUCUGCCAUUGACGGUGAUGGACGUACAAUCCUUAUGAACUGGGAAGGUUAGCAGCCAAUGAAUAACCAUCCAAAUACAUUUCAAAUUGGACAUCUAUCGCCGUCAAUUUCAGCCAAUAGCCCUCGCUGAGCCACUUUUGUGAAUAUCAAAAAUGUGCCAUUCCACACCUGAAAAACUUUCAAAUAUAUAUCUAAUUUUUUUCCCAUCUUCACUUGUGCUAGUUGUUUAUCGUUUUUCAUUUUGCUUCACAGAUACGCAGUACGCGCGUUCAAAUUACAAACGAAUAUGGAUUUCUGCGGCUCCACUCCAGCCGAGGAUUGCGUUUACUCCAAUUUUCACCGCUCCGAUCAAUAAUUCAUUUGAACGUCACUCGGCGGAACAUUUGAUGCUUCUGCCAAUGGCUUCAUAAAUCCCGUUCCUCCGCAGUCCCUCCUCGCCUCUACUCGAAAAAUUAGAAGAAAAUCAAGCAUUAGUAAUGGAUAAUGGAUGGAAGCUGCUGUAAAAUCUUAGUGAGGAUACAGUAGAGCGAUGAAUAAUGCAUUCGCACCCUUGUAGCCUAUAAUGAAGAAAAAGGGAUGCUUAAAAGGGAGGUUAACGUGCCUCUUUAACUUUUAGAUUCAUAGGAACUUGUAAAAAGAAAAAAAAAGGGCUCGUAAGUGCUUUGGGUUUUUCUAACCGAAAUGAAAACCCGCAUGAAAAAGGUUCAUUUGUUCAAAAGGUAGGGAAGCGAUUCAGUGUUCAAAAAUUAAAGAAGGAAGAAUUAUUGUCGUUCUUGCUGCUGAUGAUGAUACAAGUCACGUUUCUUGGAACUGAGAAGGCUGAAAAUGAGUUGACUUAUUGGAUGCCAUUGUCCAAUUUAUUUGAACUAGGAGGGGCAAGCAGUGCAUGAGUUAACUCAUGUAGUUCUGACUAACUCAGUUGUUAACUCAUAUGCUGCCAUUGACAGUUGGUGAGAUAACUUAUGAGUUAACUCUUAAGAUGGAUCAUUGGCUAUCAUUGAUGGCGAUAGAUGUCCAAUCCAUUUGAACUGUAAGGUGCUGACAGUUCAUGAUUUUCUGAUGUAGUUCCAAUAAAUUUGGGCGUUAACUAACAAUGAGUUAACUCAUUGGCUAGCAUUGGUGACAAUAGUUGUCCAAACCAUUUGAACUUGAAGGGGCUGACAACACAUAAGUUAAAGCAACACUCGGUAACUUUUCAACCUUUAUAAAAUAUCUUCAUAACAUUUGUGAUAUGUCCACUGACAACUAGUUGAAUAACACCUGUUUUAUGAUCUCGAGGGGGUCUGUAAAGAUGGCAGAGCAACAAAAGUAGGGUUGAACAUCGAUGGGAUCCGGGCUAACACUCCGGAACAGUUCGAAUUUCGAUUCCAAUUUUUGAUGCCCUGACCACCAACCGGUAAAAAAUAGCUGCCGAACACCAACUACAACAACUAGCUCCGUGAUGAGCAAAUCAUAUGAAGUGGCUAAUUUAGCUUAGCACAAAAACGUGUGGCUUCGCUUCACAUAAAUGACAAGUAACAGAAUAAACAUACCGAAAUGAUACUAGACCCUCUGUUAAUACUUGCAAACUUAGAUUUUCUUUUAUCAAGGGUUCCCAACGAUGUGUUGUGCAGACGAGGUGUUUAGUGUCUGUACACCUCAAGAAUUAUUUUCCAACUGAAGUAAUAACUUCUUUUUGCCUGCUGCUUCCUGUAAGUCACCACUAGGGGAAGCCAAGCGCACAUAGCAAAACCAAAGAAAACUGCAGAGUCUGGAGUGACAAUAGUGACAUCUUGUGGAUGAAUGAACAAUAUCAGUUUAGAAAGAAAUCAAAAAGUAGUUAACUUAAGAUCAAGGGAAAGAAUACUCCCCACCUGACAUCUGCAAGAUGUCACCCCUUAACUAACUUGGAGAAAUACUCUCUAAAACAAACAAUGCAAUACAAUAAAUGCCUGGAGCAUAAGACACUAAAAGAUAGGCAAAAGAAUAUGUGUAAAUGUUUUCUCUCUGAGCUUUUGAAAAAUAAACAUCUUUGUAAAAGUGCACUCCUGUGGAAAGAAACCAUCAUAUUCAAGUUCAAAGACUGAUAUUUGAGAAAUUCAUAGCAAAGUUAAUUGAAAGUUCAUCUAUGCAAUGUUUUUUACCCUGCCUAUUAAAAGAACCGGAAUCGAGAAUCGUUUGGUUCAAAUUCAAACGAUGCCCAAUCCUAAACAAAAGUAGGGCUGCAGCAAUCGAAUAUUUUAGUAGUCGAUUAAUCGAUGGAUUAGUUCGAAUAAUCGGAUAGGGGACAUGAAAAAUUAAAAUACCUGAGCUGAGUCACAAACGCUAUAUAUAUUUUUUUUUUAAACGAGGAUCUAUUUACAACAAAAGAACAAUUGGCUAUCUUACAUCAAAAAAAGUCUGCUAGCUUAAAUGCUAUAAGAAGCUAAGUUUUUUUUUUACAAUGCUCUUAACAAAUGGUUCAGACACAUAUUCCCACAAAAAAGAGCUAUAUAUACCUAUAAACUAAAUUAUGAAUGACAUGAGCUCAAACAAAAACUUACGUUGGUCUUAACAGGGAGCAGUUGGAUUCAGUCAUGUGAAAAGAGGCUGACCAGAGGGCAGUGUAUCCACCCUAAUCAAUAAAACUAGAUGCAAACACUUUCAAAAUAAACCAUUACAACGCCAACUUAAACGAAUACUCGAAGCAACAAAAUUUCAUCAGAAUUUUUUUCUAAUCAAAUACUCGAGUUAAUCGAUUAAUCGUUGCAGCACGAAACAAAAGAGACAAAAAGUUUUGUCCAAAGAGGAAAAGAAAGAGAAGCAACUAGGGAUACUCAAGUAGAAACAUUUGCCCGGGUUUCACUCACUGCCAGCCCCGCCACCCCCCAACCGAACUCGUCAGUGCUGAUGAGUUGGGUGGGGUGGAGGGGUUAGUCACAUGGUUGCUAACCGUCAUAUACUAUUGUUUAGCCACAACUUGAUUACCUUAUUACUAUUCAUCCAUCACACAGCCACUGGAAACAGGAGUGUAGUUUAAUCCAUCUGCAGGCGACCGCGAGAUCAUGAUUUUACGACACUGUGCGGGUGUGGCUGGUCCUCUUGGAAAGGCAGUCCUCCUUAAGGCAAAACACUACCGUUUUUGUCCACCCGCGUCGCUAAAAUCAACCAAAAUUGAAAAGUUACCUAGUGUUGCUAUAAUUUACUGUCAAUGGCAGACAAUGAGUUAACUCAUUGGCUAGCAUUGGUGGCGAUAGAUGUCCAAGCCAUUUGAACUGGAGGGGGCUGAAAUUGCAUGAGUUAACUCCUGAGUUAAUGAGAACUCAAUGAGCUAACUCAUCUGCUGCCAUAAUACUAUAUAGUAAGUGAACUGAGGUAACUUAUUGGUUACCAUUUGUGACGAUAGAUGUCCAAUCCAUUUGAACUGGGAGGGGCAGCAGUGCAUGAGUUAACUCAUUUAUUAUUACUCAUUAGGAGUUAACUCGUCUGCUGCCAUUGACAGUGAAUGAGUUUGUCUCAUUAGCGAUAAUAGAUGUUAAAUAGGGAGGAGUUGACAGCGCAUGAGUUAACUCAUUGGCAACCAUUCACAUCAAUUGAUGUCCUACGCUGAUGUCCUGCUGCUGAAUUCAUGAAAACAAAAUGAGUUAACUCAUUGGCCAACAUUGGUGGUGAUAGAUGUCCAAGCCAUUUGAACUAGGAGAGGCUGGCAGUGCAGGAGUUAACUCAUUGGCGAUAAUAGAUGUCAAAUAGGGAGGGGUAGACAGCGCAUGAGUUAACUCAUUUUCUACUAUUGACAGGAAGUAAUCUGAGUUAACUCAUUGGCUACUGUUGACAUCAAUAGAUGUCCUAUACAUUGUAAAUACGAGGGGUUGGCGGUGAAUGAGUUAACACAGGAGGUACAUACAGUAACUCAUUGGCUGCUGUUGUAGAACAUAGAGGAAAGAUCAUAUUUCAGUGCCAUUGACAGCGCUAAACAUCCAAUCCAUUAGAACUGUUCAAAUGGAUUGGACUUCUACCACUGUCAACAAAAACAAGUGAAAACCAUGGAUGCUGCCUCAAUUUUAUUUUAUUAUUUAGGUUGAUUAAUCCUGAGAGCCGUAAAAGCCACUCAGGUAGCCACGCACAUCCAUUCGCUACUUUUUGCUUCGGCGAAACGGUGCCAAACUCACAAAAAGGUUCGAUCUCGAAGACGCGAGGUCGCGCCAACCCAGCGUUUACAACAAAAAGCUAUUUUGAUGACUCAAUGUCCAUCUGUACUGUAGAAUUUGUGUCAAAGUCAUCACAAAUUCUUUCAUUACAUGUUGUAUAUACUUUUUAAAUGUUAGAAAACUGAACCAUUUUAUAUUGUAUAUAUAUAUUAAUAUAUUUUCUUUUAUUUUGUACUGGUCAUUGUAUUUUGCUUUCAUUUGGAAACUAUAUAAAUAAACAAUACUGUGGCGACA